Molecule: messenger RNA, 1493 nt
Organism: Camellia sinensis
Lineage: Eukaryota; Viridiplantae; Streptophyta; Magnoliopsida; Ericales; Theaceae
Gene: DEG1
Product: DegP protease 1
Biological process (GO): proteolysis
Molecular function (GO): protein binding; serine-type endopeptidase activity
Source: RefSeq, a predicted model, not a curated record
AUGUGGUGGUUGUUAAAACUCUAUAGAUCAAGAACCACCCAUUUCUCUCUCUCUAAAUCUCUUUCUCUUUACAGAAACCCUAGCCGACUCAGUCCCAUUCUCUCUGCUCUUCGCAACUCCUCUCAAUCCAAUUCUCACACCUCAGGCUCCGAUCACAAAUUCUCGUCGGCUUUGGAUUCUUUGUUCGUUCUCUGCACUUCCGUUGCUUUGUCUUUUGCUCUCUUCGUUGCCGAUGUCGAUUCGGCUUCGGCUUUCGUAGUCAACACGCCGAGGAAAUUGCAGUCCGAUGAGCUCGCUACGGUUCGUCUUUUCCAAGAGAACACGCCUUCCGUUGUCUAUAUCACCAAUCUUGCUGUCCGGCAGGAUGCUUUUACAUUGGAUGUGCUGGAAGUGCCUCAAGGGUCUGGAUCAGGCUUUGUCUGGGACAAACAGGGUCAUAUUGUCACAAAUUAUCAUGUGAUUCGCGGUGCAUCUGAUCUGAAUGUCACUCUUGCUGACCAGUCAACUUAUGAUGCAAAAGUUGUUGGAUUUGACCAAGACAAAGAUGUCGCUGUAUUGCGUGUUGAUGCACCCAAAGACAAAUUGAGGCCUAUACCUGUUGGUGCAUCAGCUGACUUGCUUGUUGGCCAAAAAGUAUAUGCCAUUGGAAACCCUUUUGGACUUGACCAUACACUUACAACUGGUGUCAUCAGUGGGCUUAGAAGAGAAAUCAGUUCUGCUGCUACUGGGCGUCCAAUCCAGGAUGUUAUCCAGACAGAUGCUGCCAUCAACCCUGGAAAUAGUGGUGGCCCACUUCUUGAUAGUUCAGGAAGUCUUAUUGGGGUAAAUACAGCUAUAUACUCUCCUUCCGGCGCAUCCUCUGGCGUUGGUUUCUCAAUACCAGUUGACACGGUAGGUGGCAUCGUUGACCAAUUGGUGAAGUUUGGGAAAGUUACAAGACCGAUAUUAGGAAUCAAGUUUGCUCCUGAUCAGUCUGUUGAGCAAAUAGGAGUUAGUGGGGUGCUUGUCUUAGAUGCUCCUGCAAAUGGUCCAGCUGGCAAAGCAGGUCUGCAACCAACUAAACGAGAUUCUUACGGCAGACUUAUAUUGGGUGAUAUUAUAACAUCUGUAAAUGGAAAAAAGGUCUCUAAUGGGAGUGACUUGUACAGAAUUCUUGACCAAUGUAAAGUGGGCGAUAAGGUGACUGUGGAAGUGCUGCGAGGUGAUCACAAAGAGAAGAUCCCUGUAUUACUGGAGCCCAAGGCUGAUGAAUCGUAAUUGGCUCAAAUGCGACGAGCAUGUAAAAUCCAAGUAUGAUACAAAUACAACCCCGCCGAAAAAAUGCAUGUUUGUGUAUUAAUUGUUUCACCACAUAGGUGUUGUACAUAUUCCAGCUAUUGUACGAUGUUGAUAUAAAAAGCUAGUACACUGAUGAGUUAACGCUGUACGGCUGUGUUUCAACUGUAUGAGCUGAAUUUUUAUCCUGCAUCAUUGGGCAGUGGUUUGCAUUUCAA